Messenger RNA from Drosophila suzukii, 892 nucleotides. Its product is annotated as probable histone-lysine N-methyltransferase set-23. NCBI's taxonomy places the organism in Eukaryota, Metazoa, Arthropoda, Insecta, Diptera, Drosophilidae. Gene Ontology annotation, molecular function: protein binding; histone methyltransferase activity; zinc ion binding. Gene Ontology annotation, cellular component: nucleus. The record is from RefSeq and is a predicted model, not a curated record.
UUAGGAAAAUAUAGAAUAAUUCAGUAUAAACAAUCCUUCAAAUGAACCGAUCUGAAAUAGCUCUUAAUGACGACUAUGAGCACCCAGAUAGUCUGGAGUAUGUAUUGGAAUCUGUGUUAAUGCCCAGCGAUGACAGUUUAGAUUUUGAACGUUUGGCGGAUGAGUACAAUUCUGUUCUUCUAAACCAAUGCCAAUGCAAUGGAGCCUGUGAAAAGAGUGAAAUCUGUCCCCAUGGAGGUCAAUAUGAGUACCCAAAGGACGGCAUAGAACUAGUUUUAAAAAAGUUCUCAAAUCCCGUCAUUGAGUGCAAUGAUUUAUGCAAAUGCAGUCGAAACUCCUGCUCCAAUCGACUUGUGCAGUACGGUCCAAGGAAAAAUCUGGAAAUAUUCGAUUCUCCAGUAUACGGAUCGAAAGGUCUGCGAACUACAAUAAACAUUCCAGAAGGUGGAUACAUAUGCGAAUAUGCCGGAGAACUUUUGACUGCAUCUGAGGCCAAAAGACGCUUGAAGAUUAAUGAAGAACUUGGCCUGAUGAACUAUGUACUGGUUCUGAAUGAAUACACCAGCGAAACAAAGCAGCAGGUGACCAUCGUGGAUCCUUCAAGACGUGGGAACAUCGGGCGUUACCUAAACCACAGCUGUCAACCAAACUGCCACAUAGCAGCGGUACGAAUAGACUGUCCCAUACCGAAAAUAGGUAUUUUUGCUGCUCGGGAUAUUCUGGCCCAGGAAGAAAUGUGCUUUCAUUACGGCGGAGAGGGGCAGUAUAAAACGUUAGCAUAUGGAAAGACUUGCCUCUGCGCCGCUCCAAAUUGCACGGGAUUUAUGCCAAACACUGCAAUUGAAUAAGAAAUAAGUUAUUCUGAUGAUUCGAUUAUAAGUCUGUUUAAAUA